Molecule: messenger RNA, 2064 nt
Organism: Oncorhynchus kisutch (coho salmon)
Lineage: Eukaryota; Metazoa; Chordata; Actinopteri; Salmoniformes; Salmonidae
Product: phosducin-like protein 3
Exons: 6
Coding region: 121-846 (241 amino acids)
Biological process (GO): angiogenesis; protein folding; positive regulation of gene expression
Cellular component (GO): cytoplasm
Molecular function (GO): protein folding chaperone; vascular endothelial growth factor receptor 2 binding
Source: RefSeq, a predicted model, not a curated record
CGUUUUAUCACAUUUAAAGAUCUUGUUUUACUCCGGAAGAAAUGUGGGUGAGGUCCUUAUAUUUCCGUGUCUGGGGAGAUAAGUGGUGUGAUUUCAGCGUCUGUCUUGAACAGUUAAAAAAUGCAGGACCCUGACGCAGAUACCGAGUGGAAUGACAUCUUGAGGAAGAAGGGGAUCCUUCCUCCCAAGGAGAAAACUCAGGAUGAGGUUGAUGAGGACGCUCUAGAGCAGCAGAUUCUUCUUCAGCAAGAAUCUGUUGUAAAAACCUAUGAGAGUAUGACUCUGGACCAGCUGGAUGAGAACGAGGAUGACUUCAGUGAAGAGGAUGAGGCUGCCAUCGAGAUUUACAGGCAAAAGAGGCUUGCAGAAUGGAAAGCCACCCAGAUAAAGAAUUGCUUUGGAGAAGUAGUGGAGAUUUCUGGACAGGACUACAUCAAGGAGGUGAACAAAGCUGGAGAGGGCAUCUGGGUUGUGCUGCAUCUCUACAAACAAGGAAUUCCUCUGUGCACCCUGAUAAACCAGCAUCUGUCAGAGAUGGCCAGGAAAUUCCCCCAGACCAAGUUCCUCAAGUCCAUCUCCACCACAUGCAUCCCUAACUACCCUGACCACAACUUACCCACCAUCUUUGUCUACCACGAGGGAGAGAUGAAGGCACAAUACAUCGGGCCUCUGGUCUUCGGGGGCAUGAACCUCAAAGUUGAGGAGCUGGAGUGGAGGUUAUCAGAAUCUGGUGCUGUCAAGACAGACCUGGAAGAAAACCCCAAGAAGCAGAUUGAAGACAAGCUGAUGUCGUCGAUCCGAUCCACUCUCCCCACACGGAAAGACAGUGACUCCGAAGAGGACUAGCCACGUAACACCAAAUAACAUUACUCUUAACGCUCAACCAUCACUGUGUGUGAGGAUGGCUCUCCUGUGGUGAUGUGGUGAACUGCACACCUCUCCCUCUCUCUAUGCUUCCUCCGUCAGCAGAGAGGCUCCAUCAGAGUACUAUGCUUCCCCGGUUGAAAGAUCUCUUAUGUUACGAGAUCAUUCUCCUAAAUCAAUCUGGCCUUGUGUUUUUACAGAACAUUUGGUUGAAGAUUGUCCUUUUUUUAUUUAACAUAUACAUUUCAUAAUAAAUGACAAUAGAAAUUAAUACAUUUGUAAUUGUUUAAAUUAAAUGUAAGUAGCCAUUCACCCAUGCCAUAAUUAGUUGACCCUGAUCUGUGUAACCAUCACAUAAAGGGCUCCUUUGAUGUAUUUAACUGUGUUCACUGUUCAUAGAUAGUGGUCUGAAUUUGUGUGUGCAAUUGUCUACAAAAUGGCAAAGUACAGAAUCCUCAUCUUAAAUCACUAAAUAUUUACAUUUACCAACUGAAAUCAGGAAGACACUUCACAAUCUGCAAUUUAUUUCUCAAAUAUCAAGUCCAUUGCCAGAGAACACUGAGGAUGCUGCUUCUGUCUGUCCCUCAGUCUGCCAUUUUGUGCUCCAUGUUCAGGGGGGUUGCAGUAUGCUGAUGUCUUCUGUCCAGUUAUUCCAAAGUCAGAUUUUAACAUCACACAGAGUGCUUCUGUGUAGCAGGGAACAGAGAACCUCGGUCAUGGUUUGUAGCCUUGAAUUGUCGACUUUGUUCUAACUUUUAAUUGUGUAGAUUCUAGUCGGGGGUAGUGUAUAUACUAUAUGUCUAAAGUACAUAUUGUACCUUGAUUGAGCCUUGUGGACUGGCCACAGAAAGACUGUGGUCCUCAACCUCUAAGAGAAAGGUACUGAAGAAGCUUUCACAAACUUGAGCUUCAAUCAGAAUAGGCUACACGGACACUGCUGACCUGCAAACCAAUAUUUAAUUUCAGAAUUGCUUAAAAUUACGUAAAGGUCAGGGUUAAGGGUUUGGUUAAAGUUAGUCGGUCUUGCAGGUCAGAAGUGUCCUUGUCUCCUGCUUCAAUAUUGAUAUUCUGCUAAUCAAGGUUGAAACAGCACAGGGUCCUUACCAAAAGCAUGAGCUGCUUCUUUCUCCUCUGAGACAGUUUGGGUGACAGGCGUAUCAGCGGGUGCACUGAAUGGGACUAGAGGGGGAAUGCCUGUUA